This is a messenger RNA of Archocentrus centrarchus (flier cichlid), 7562 nucleotides long. It is a transcript of the gene atrx, whose product is annotated as ATRX chromatin remodeler. Gene Ontology annotation, biological process: replication fork processing; chromatin remodeling. The coding region runs from base 181 to 6123 and encodes 1980 amino acids. Gene Ontology annotation, molecular function: ATP binding; chromatin DNA binding. The record is from RefSeq and is a predicted model, not a curated record. The transcript is spliced from 34 exons. Gene Ontology annotation, cellular component: nucleus; pericentric heterochromatin. NCBI's taxonomy places the organism in Eukaryota, Metazoa, Chordata, Actinopteri, Cichliformes, Cichlidae.
GCGCCAUUUUACUGCGUCCACAGCCAUCCGGCAAGAUGGUCCCUCUGCUUUGUCUCCCCUGACCGGAGUUGUUUCGGUAUUCUCUUGCUUCUUCUCGCUUCCACACCACUGAAAAUCUGCAUGCUUGUCUGAACUGGGCUACCUGCGCCAAAAACAAAACGCGUCUUUGCGAGUCAAGAAAUGACGACGGCGAGAAGUAAAAUGAGUCUGGCUUCUUCAGAAUCACACCAAGACCAAAUGGCAGAAAAGGAAGAGGAGCCUGGUAGCUCAGCAGAAACUAUGAAGCCCUCCUCUUCUCGCAACAAGAGGAAGUCCAGCAGUGUAGCUAAGCACACUGACCAGAAUGGAUCAGAGUCCUCAGCCGAAAGUGAAAAUGAAGGUGCCACUUCUGACAACCCUUCAGACAGUAACACCGGGAGUGUUUCUAAAGGCACUUUAGUGAUGAGGCCAGCUGGGAAUGAAAACAAAGGUGCUAUGAAGCUCAGGGUGGAUUUCAAACAGAAAAAAACAGAUGAUACUCUGCAGAAGAAGGUAAACUGCACUGCUUGUGGAAAACAAGUGAACCAGUUCCAGCGUAACUCUGUGUUUGUACAUCCUGCUCUCAAAGUACUUAUUUGCAAGUCAUGCUACAAGUAUUAUACAAGUGAUGAUAUCAGCAGAGACUCUGAUGGGAUGGAUGAGCAGUGCAGGUGGUGUGCUGAAGGCGGCAAACUUAUCUGCUGUGACUACUGCAACAAUGCCUUUUGCAAGAAGUGUAUUCUGCGAAACCUGGGCAGGAAGGAGCUGUCGGGCAUUACUGAUGAGAACUCAAAAUGGCACUGCUAUGUGUGCAGAUCAGAGCCCCUCCAGGAUCUGGUCUCCAAAUGCAGUCGCAUUAUGGAGAAACAACAGCUUACGCAACGAAAAUCCGAGAAGACGGAGGAACGUGAGAGCAAGAAGCAUAAGAGCAAAGCAGCCAAAGAGCACAAAGCUGUCGUCAAUGGAAAAGAACACACAGAAGACUCUGGGACCAUGACAUUCUCCUACAAAAAACUGCAUUUACCAAAAGAACUUAUAAAGAAAGCAAAGAAGCUUGUUGAAACCACAACUGGGUUGAAUAACACUUUCAUUCAAUUCAUUCAACAAGCAGCUGAGGACCAGGGAGAUAAGUGUAUCAGGUAUCGGCAUUUGAAAGCCUUCAAGGCCGUACUUUCUGAUUUGAGAAAGGCCCACAGUGCGUUGGAGGAGGCUUUGGAGCCUGAGUUUAGAAACAUGGAGUUACAGAAUGGUAAUGAAGGUCAGCAUGUUGUGAGAAAGAGCACUAAUGUUGAAGCACUUACAGAAAAUGAUAAUAUGGAUAGUGUGGCCGAUUCGGUGUGUGAAACUGAUGCAGUUGAAGAGGUGGACGAGGAGACACCCCAGGAGCAGGAAAUGGAAAAUGAUCAGGUGUCAGAUAAGACUGAAACGAAAGAACACCAAACAGAAACUGACAUAACCCAAAGGACAGUUAAACCUGAAGUUUGUGAUGAUGGGCUAGGGUCCGCUGGUGAAACAUCCUUGGAUCAUGAUAUUAUGUCUGUGCCGCCUUCGGUUCCCGAAGAGCUCUUUCAGAUGGUGGAGAGCCUUGCAGAUUCUUCAAUGCUACCACAGGCUGACACAAACUCAGUCACAGAUACUGAAUCACAGUCAAAUGGAAACCCGACAGAGACUCAGCAGCCCCAGCCCAAGGUAAAGAACCUCAUAGUCAAACUGACUCCUGUCCCAGUUGUGACAACAUGUGGGUCAAGGUCCUCCAGGUCCAAAAACAAAGAAAAGGAUGGUGAGAUGCCAAAAAAGUGUAAAGAAGAAUGCAAGAAGGAAGGAAAUGCAGGUUCUGAUGAAAUAGAUGGGACAGAGAGCCCACCGCCCACCCGUCGCUCUAGUAGAGUGAAGACCACUCCUUUGAGGAAGCAAGCUGAGAAUAAGGACAAGAAUGAGUCCUCUGACUCGGAGUCGGAGGAAGAUGGUAAAGACAAGGUCAAAUCUUCCAAGAAAUCCAGGACCGCCAAAAAAGAAGACGAAAAAGAGGGCAAGACAUUAGAUAAAAAGACCACAGACUCUGACUCAGAUGAAGUUCCUCAUGCACUGCUAGAAAAAGUUGUAGCAGGCGAGAGCACAGAUGAGGAACAGGGAAGUAUGACUUCAAAAAAGCGUUCAAACAAACUAAACCCAUCUGCACAGGAUACAGAAAAAUUGUCCAAACGCAAAAGGAAAUCCGAAAGCUCUGAUUCAGACCUAGCAAAUAAGAGUAAGAAGACAUCCAAGAAGAAGAAACAGAAUGGUUCUGAUUCUUCAGACUCUGACUCUGACCAGGAGAAGGACAGUAAAGCGAGUGUAGCAAGGAGGCGAUCUACCCGUGUGAAGAAGCAGGAUGACACAAAAGAGGAGGACAAAAACUCGCCUGAAAGGAAGCUUAAGAGGUCCUACGAAAAGAAGCGCAAGGGAAAGAGCCCCAGAGCAGCCUCCAAGCUCCAGUUGACCUCCAGUGACGAUGAGGAGGAGGCUGAAGGAGAUGAAGUGGACACUAAAGAGGGAGUUGGUGGAAUUGGUGACGAUGACGACGAUGAUCCUGAAAACAGGAUUGCUAAGAAAAUGCUCCUCGCCCAAAUAAAAUCCAACUAUUCCUCGGGAGCAGAGAGCUCCUCUGACAAUGAAGAGGCAGAAAAGGACCAAAAGUCCUCCAAGAAAGCAAAGAAGGAAACUGAAGAAGAGGAGCAGCAAGAUGAUGAGGAUACAGAAGACUCUGGCUCUGAUGUUGAAGUGAAGAAGAGUGGCAGACGCCACAAACUGCUUCGUCAUAAACUCUCACUGAGUGAGGGUGAAUCAGGAGAGGAGAAAGCUGUCGGUAAAGAGAAGAAGAAAGGGGGCAAGAAGAAAUCAGGACGGAAAGUGGACAGCGAUGACUCUGCAGAUUCAGACUUUGAAAAGUCAGAGUCAAGCGCAGAUUCGGCCAUGAGUGAGGUGGUUAGCAACUCCGAGAAUGAAGACAAGCGGCGAAAGACCAGAGCUGCAAAGAAGAAGGAUGAUGAAAAACAGAGAAGUUAUGCUCAGAAGAAGAAGCGACGCAGGAUCAAAGUUCAGGAUUCCUCUUCGAGCAACGAGAAGAGUGGUGAGGAGGGCGAGGAGGAGCAAGAUGGAGAAGGACGUAAAGGCCGAAAAAAGAUCCGCAAAAUCCUGAAGGAUGACAAACUGCGGACGGAGACGAGGGAUGCUCUGAAAGAAGAGGAGGAGAGGAGGAAGCGUAUAGCUGAGAGAGAGGCACUCAGGGAGAAACUUCGAGAGGUGAUUGUGGUGGAGGAGUCUUCCCAGGUUACCUGUCCCAUCACCACCAAGCUGGUGCUGGAUGAAGAUGAAGAAACCAAAGAGCCUCUGGUGCAGGUGCACAGGAACCUGGUCACAAAGCUCAAACCUCACCAGGUUGAUGGAGUACAGUUUAUUUGGGACUGCUGCUGUGAAUCUGUGAAAAAAAUAGAGAAGUCUGCUGGCUCUGGCUGCAUCCUUGCCCACUGUAUGGGCCUGGGAAAAACUCUGCAAGUGGUGACAUUUCUUCACACGUUGCUGCUUUGUGAGCAGCUCAAUUUCACCACUGCACUGGUGGUUUGUCCCCUGAACACCGUCCUUAACUGGCUCAACGAAUUUGAAAAGUGGCAAGAAGGAAUGAAGGAUGAGGAAAGUUUAGAGGUAACUGAAUUGGCCACAGUAAAGAGGCCACAGGAGCGAGCAUAUGCCCUCCAGCGAUGGCAGGAGAUGGGUGGUGUUAUGAUCAUGGGCUACGAAAUGUACCGAAACCUGACACAGGGCAGGAACAUCAAGAGCAAGAAGCUCAAAGAGACCUUUCAGAAGACACUGGUAGAUCCAGGUCCAGACUUGGUAAUCUGUGAUGAAGGCCAUAUCCUAAAGAAUGAGGCCUCUGCUGUGUCCAAAGCAAUGAACUCUAUCAGGACUAGGAGGAGGAUUGUGUUGACUGGAACGCCACUGCAAAACAACCUUGUUGAAUACCACUGCAUGGUGAACUUCAUCAAGGAAAACCUCCUUGGUUCAAUUAAGGAAUUUAGGAACCGCUUUAUUAACCCCAUCCAGAACGGUCAGUGUGCCGACUCAACGAUGCAGGAUGUCCGGGUCAUGAAGAAGAGAGCUCACAUUCUCUAUGAAAUGCUGGCUGGAUGUGUCCAGAGAAAAGAUUACACUGCUCUCACCAAGUUCCUACCUCCCAAGCAUGAGUAUGUGUUGUCAGUCAGAGUGACUCCAAUCCAGGCUAAACUUUACAGAUACUACCUGGAGCACUUCACAGGUGUGGGGAAUGCUUUGGAGGGGGGCCGGGGCCGUGCGGGGACCAAACUCUUCCAGGAUUUCCAGAUGCUCAGCAGAAUCUGGACCCAUCCCUGGUGCCUUCAGCUGGAUUACAUCAGUAAAGAAAACAGGGGUUUCUUUGAUGAGGACAGCAUGGAUGAAUUCAUCGCUUCAGAAACAGAAGAAUCCUCCAUGAGUCUGACUUCAGAAGAUGAGAAGAUCAAAAAGAAAAAGAAGCAGGGGAAAGGAAGAAAGAAGGGAUCUGAUGAUUCGGACAGUGAUGAUGUUGAGGUCAUCAAGGAGUGGAACACCAGCUCUCGUGGCAAGAACGGAGAGGGCCGAAAUAGAGCAGAGACUGUAGAAGAACCUCGGCCCUCUGGCUCCGCACCAGGAAGUCCCACUCCUGACUGGCACAAGGAGUUUGUCACAGAGGCUGACGCUGAGAUCCUGGAGCACUCAGGGAAGAUGAUGCUGCUUUUUGAGAUCCUGCGCAUGGCUGAGGAAGUGGACGAUAAAGUGUUGGUGUUCAGUCAGUCUCUCAUCUCCCUGGAUCUGAUUGAGGAUUUCCUAGAACUGGCUUGCAGGGCUAAAGACGAAGAAAAAAUUUCUCCAUACAAAGGUGAAGGCAAGUGGUACAGGAACAUAGACUACUACCGUCUGGAUGGUUCAACCAACGCCACCACCAGGAAGAAGUGGGCCGAGGAGUUUAAUGACACCAGUAACACAAGAGGUCGUUUGUUUCUCAUUUCAACAAGAGCUGGGUCACUUGGCAUCAACCUGGUGGCAGCAAAUCGGGUCAUCAUCUUUGACGCCUCCUGGAACCCAUCCUACGACAUUCAGAGUAUCUUCAGGGUGUACCGCUUUGGGCAGGUUAAGACUGUCUACGUCUACAGGUUCCUUGCUCAGGGCACAAUGGAGGAGAAGAUUUAUGAACGGCAGGUAACCAAACAGUCCCUGUCAUUCCGGGUUGUGGACCAGCAGCAGAUUGAGAGGCACUUUACAAUGAACGAGCUGGCUGAACUCUACACCUUUGAGCCGGACUUGCUGGACGAUCCCUCCGAGAAGAAGAGCAAGAAAGCCACGCCCGUGCUCCCUAAGGAUCCCUUCCUGGCUGAGAUGCUGCAGAACAAUAAGGACCAGAUUGUAUGUUACCAUGAACACGACUCCCUGCUGGACCACAAGGAGGAGGAAGCCUUGAGCGAGGAGGACCGCAAGGCUGCUUGGGCUGAAUAUGAAGCAGAGAAAAAGGGUCUGUCCAUGAGGACCAACUACCAGACGUCAUACACUCAGCCGGACAUGGGCAGCCCCAGCUACUUCUCAUACAACAUGGCAGCUUUGGCCUCCAUGUCCAACCCGCAGCUGGAGGAGCUCAUAAACCAGGGGCGACAGAAAGUCAUUGAAGCUACAAAUGCUUUGAAAUCUUUAUCACGGGAGCCACUGGAAGAUAUAAUCAGCAGAGCCUGGAAAGAGAACCCAGCGCUUACAGAGAGCCAGGUCCAAGCUGUUGCUCUGGGGCGACAGGCCAGCGUGGAGCUGGAGCUUAAGCGCAGAGAAGCCAUCUACAGGGAUGUCCUUACUAGGCAGCAGUCGCUGAUGAUGUUCGUGCAGAAGCUGAUUACCAACAGGAAGGUGCAGGAGCAGCAGCUGGCCAUUGCCAACCAGGCCAGCUAUCUGAACCAGCUGGCCCUGCAGAACGGCAUGAUGGGAGCUAGCGGACUGAGUCAGAUGGACCUGCUCACUCUUUACCAACAGCUCCACGGCCUGGGCAGCCAUCAGGGCAUGGGCAAGAAUCCUGGCCCCUCCAAGGGCCUGUAGGUCAAAAUGACUCUUUCUCACCACCCCCACUCCCCACCCCUCACCCCCCACUUAGCUGUCCAGCUCCCAGUGGCCCAGUCCCAGUGAGGCCCAGUUCUCUACACUGCAAGACCCCCUCAGAGCUCAAAACACACUGGUGCACCAAUCAGAGGGUGGAGUAGUUUUGAGACUGGACUGCUGUCCACUGGAGCCUCAAGUGGGAGAGACUCUCAGUGCUUUAAUAUGUAACUCACUGAGAGGAUGUAAAAUGACUCUGUGAAAUGUCUGUUAGGAAUUUCAACAGGAGAAAAAAAAAAUGUAUAUACCGCCUUAAUGUUAUUCAAGUUCUAUAUCUUAAUUUUUCAUGUAUUUAAAGUUUCCCCCCAAUGCUUUUAAGCAUUGUGUUGUUAUCCCCUUAAAAAAGGGUUUCCUUAUUAUUUCCAGCUCAGUUUUUUUAUACAGUUUUAAAUACCUAACUACACCUGAGUGGGACCACUAUUGUUGACAGGAAUCUAUGAUGUAAAGCGUUACAUGAUGAUGAACUCCAGUAGAUUCCUCUACCAUUAUCUAGCAAAGCAGACAGCCAUUGAUGCUGCAAGUCCUGCUUUUUUUUUUUUUUUUUUUUUUGAGGAUGGGAAAAACCAAUAAAACAAGGAAAAUUGUGGGGUGGGGGUCAAAAUAUCUUGAGAAAAAUAAUGGCCUUAUAUUAAUUUCCUAAAAAAAAAAAAAAGCUGUAAAGAUAUGAGGUUUGUUGAGAAUCUUUUCUAUUAUGCUUUUACGUGUUUACAUUAGUUGUCGCUGAACAUGCUAACGGAAUGCUUGUGUUGUUCAAAACUGCCUGCCAGUUCCUAUGACCUUUUUGUAACAUCAUCCUCAUUGUCACGUGUUGUCUAGCAUAGCACCGUGCGUCUCGUUCAUUAUGUUCAGUAUGUUCCACUUGUGUUGAUCCCGAGCCUGGGGUGAGCGACUGGGCCUCGCAGAGCAGAGCCGGUUCAGCCAGGUGUCGCAGGGGCCCAAACUUUACCCUUUUAAUUGUCUUUCAGCGUUUGAAAUAUUGGUUUCCAGAUGGGAUUGACAGACAGAGUAAAGACUGGAAAUCUUAUUAUACCUGGCUGAUUUGUGUACUCUGCUUUGUGAGAAAUGCUCUCCUGGACACUGUAGUCUCACCCGGCAGGCCCCCAGACUACUUGUAUUCUACUUUGGCACAUUCUUGCUUCUAAAUGCUUAAACUGGUGUAGCUGUUGAACAUGAGGAACAUUUCUCACGGAGAGACGCCCGCCGUCUCUGAUUGACUCCUGUGUUUGCACAAGGUGUAUUUCAUACAUGUAGAAAGUUUUUUGCCCUUGUCUAAGAAUGUUCUUACAUUAGCAAAUACACCAACAUGAUUUGCCAUGAAUCUGAUCUGCUAUUAUCUUGAUAAGUAUUUAAUAUAACAUUUAAUAAAGUGACCAAAAGGAUAA